Lagenorhynchus albirostris (white-beaked dolphin) is the source of this 1770-nucleotide messenger RNA. It is a transcript of the gene TSNAXIP1, whose product is annotated as translin associated factor X interacting protein 1. The record is from RefSeq and is a predicted model, not a curated record. NCBI's taxonomy places the organism in Eukaryota, Metazoa, Chordata, Mammalia, Artiodactyla, Delphinidae. Gene Ontology annotation, cellular component: cytoplasm.
AUGGCUACGGGCUGUAAACUACCACAGUUUCCCUGGCCACUGGUGCUGGCUGCCCGGCUGCCCUAGGGUCAUGGACUCCCCGAAGCCGCAGUGCCCCAGCUUCGCGACCACGUUGAGAGCACACUUGCGACCUUUAGGAGCGAUCGUAGAUGAUUCCUUCCUCACAGAAGCCAAGAAUACUCAGAAACGCAAGCUUUCUCAGAAACGGAAGACGCUGCUGAUCAGAGGGAGAAGAUUCGGGCUCUGGAGCCCCUGAAGGCGAAGCUUGUCACUGUGAAUGAGGACUGCAACGAGAGGAUCCUGGCCAUGAGAGCUAAGGAGAGAGAUGAAAUCUCCAUGCUGAAGAAAGAGAAGAUGAAUUUGCUAAAACUCAUUGAUAAGAAGAAUGAGAAGAUCUCAUUGCAGAGUGAGGUGACCAAACUGAGGAAGAACUUGGCUGAGGAGUAUCUGCACUACCUCAGCGAGCAAGAUGCCCGUAAGAUCCUUAUUGCAGACCUGAAUGAGCUACGGUACCAGCGGGAAGACAUGUCACUAGCCCAGUCCCCAGGUGUCUGGGAGGAGGACCCUGUGAAGUUAACAGUGGUUCUGAAGAUGGCCCGGCAAGUGACCCACAGGCAGAUGGAACUCAACACCAUGAAGGCCAACUUUGGAGACGUGGUGCCCAGAAGGGACUUUGAAAUGCAGGAGAAGACCCUCAAGGAUCUGCAGGAGCAGGAGAUCCAGCGCACGGCCAUACCGCGGCCAGACUGGUCCAAGUGUGAAGAUGUGGUGGCUGGAGGACGAGAUCGCUGGCAAAUGCUGGCCGAGGGCAAGAACAGCGACCAGCUGGUGAACGUGCUCCUGGAGAUUGGCGAGGGGCUGCUCCAGGAGAAAGACUUCUUCCCUGGUCUGAUAAGCUGACAUGGUUCCAUACGGGGUUAUGGGGAAUCCAUCCCCCCUUUCCUUCGGUUUGAUGGUGUCAUGCAGAACAAGAAGCCAACCAAGAAGGAUGUGGUAAACCUCCUCAAGGAUGCCUGGAAGGAACGUAUCACUGAGGAGCAGUUCCCAGAUUUCUUCUUCAAUUUCCUGGAGCGUCGCUUUGGGCCUGGUGAUGCCAUGGCCUGGGCUUACACCAUUUUUUAAUAUACCAAGCUCUUCCACUCCAAUGAGGUCAUGAGUCAGUUCUAUGCAAUCUUGAUGGGAAAGAGGAAAGAGAGUGUGUACAUCAAGCAGAAGGAGACAAUAGCACAGCUGCUGAAGGAGAUGACCAGUGCUGACAGCCAGAACGAGGGGCUACUAACCAUGGAGCAGUUAAGCACUGCCCUCAAGAGUACCUUCCCCUUCAAGAAGGACGAGAGAAUUCAGGAGCUGAUGGAGGCAGGGGGCUGGCAUCCCAGCAGCAGCAAUGCAGACUUGCUCAACUACUGCGUAUUAUUUAUGGAGGACAAGGAGGGCCAGAGCGUGCCCUUUGUACAAAAGCUGUGGGAACAGUACAUGGAUGAAAAGGAUGAAUACUUACAGGAGUUAAAGCAGGAGCUGGACCUGGAACUCCACGAUGAGGUGACCCUACCCAAGGUACGUGAGGCCUUGAUGAACACUGAUCCCAGCCUGGACAAGCAGACCCUAAACAGCUAUUUGAGCCAGGCCUUCCAGCUCCCUAUGACAGAACUGCCAGAAGAGGGCGAGGAAAAGGAAGAAGGCAUUGUGAUAAGGCUCCAGGCUGCACUGGAACAGCUUCAGAUGAGUGAUGUUAGGCGUAUGGGGCCCUGAGAGCAGGAACCUGCAAGCUGA